This is a messenger RNA of Mercurialis annua (annual mercury), 729 nucleotides long. Its product is annotated as CASP-like protein 4D1. NCBI's taxonomy places the organism in Eukaryota, Viridiplantae, Streptophyta, Magnoliopsida, Malpighiales, Euphorbiaceae. The coding region runs from base 76 to 600 and encodes 174 amino acids. The transcript has 3 exons. The record is from RefSeq and is a predicted model, not a curated record.
CUUAACCUUAACAUAAACAAAAACACUUCUUAUCAUUUCAUUUGUAGAAAAAAAAAUCAAAAUCAAGAAAUUAAGAUGACAUCACCGUCUCCGUCGCCACCGUCCAUGUCGAUGGUUUCUCGUACGGCUAAUCUGAUCUUGAGGAUUCUUACUUUUGUGUUCCUCAUAAUUUCUCUGAUCAUCCUCACAACUAAUACAGUUACUUUAGUAGUUAAUCUUGUUGAGUUGAAGGUCCAAUUUAAGGAUAUUUAUUCUUACAGGUAUAUGCUAGCAACAAUUGUGAUUGGAUUUGCAUACACACUUUUGCAAAUUGCUUUCACAUUAUACAAUGUUAUCACUGGAAAUAAGGUUUUGAAUAUUGGUGAUGCAAGUCUUCUGUUUGGUUUCUAUGGUGACAAGGUAAUAUCGUACAUGCUAGCCACAGGAGCAGCUGCAGGAUUUGCUUCAACAAAAGAUUUGAAGCCUUUAUUUUCAGGAUCAGGAAGUGCUGACGAGUUCUUCAACAAGGGCUAUGCCUCUGCUAGUCUCCUUCUCUUCGCAUUCAUUUUCACUGCAAUUUCAUCCGUCUUCUCGUCCUACGCAUUACCGAAUAAAAUUUAAUCCUGAAAAUUAGUAUUAAAGUAUUAUAUGUUGGAUUUACAAUUUAAUUUCUCAAGUAUAUAUAGUCAAUGAUUUGUUAAUUCUUGCUGUUCCUGUAUCAAGUUUUUGUCCUAUCAACUAUUUUUCCUA